CUGGGGAUGAAACCAGGAGGGACGCAGCUGCCCCUGGAGGAAGCAGGGCGACAUCCUGUAUACUUGAAAAGAAAACUGAAAGUGCCUUUCUUCACAAGAAACUAUUGUGUUUUCCUCUUUUUUCAUAACCCACAGGGAAGGUGUCAGCCGGCUGGAGCCCACCCCGAGGAGCCCUGUGCUAUAUGAUACGGGUCCUGGUGAUAGGAACCUCUCUUCUGGCUGUUAACAUGCAUUCCUGUGUAGAUGUGGAAAGAGAGAAAGCAUGCCGGAGCGGGAGCUAGGAUAGGAAUGCGUCUGUAGCACAGAGAAGCCGUGCAGCGGGCCUGAGAACUCACAGCAAACCCUGACUAUCUGAGAUCCGCCGAGAUGACUGAAGUGAUGAUGAACACCCCAUCCAUGGAGGAGAUGGGCCUCAGCCCCCGAAAGGACGGCCUUUCCUAUCAGAUCUUCCCCGACCCGUCGGACUUUGACCGCUGCUGCAAGCUCAAGGACCGCCUGCCCUCCAUCGUGGUGGAGCCCACGGAGGGCGAAGUGGAGAGCGGGGAGCUCCGGUGGCCCCCCGAGGAGUUCUUGGUCCAGGAGGAUGAGCCGGACAACUGUGAAGAGACAGAAAAAGACAACAAGGAGCAAUAGAGUCCCUGUCGACUCCCUCGGGGGCCACACCAGACGGCAUCUGUCCCUGAACUGUGUUCUUUCCCAUGGUGAUGGAAGAAGGGAGUGAGCCACAGUCGUUCUGAAAAUGUCAAAUGAUGGCUUCCGUUUUGCACCUGCAAAUCACCGAGUUGGUUUUCUUUUCUUUUCUUUUCUUUUUUUGAAACGUGCUGGGCAGUGGAGCCCUCUGCGACCAUUUGCAAGGCCUUCUGAGAAAGGAAGCUGCUUAGAGCAGGGGUGGGGGGUGUGGGGAGGGAGGUGGUGCGUCUUCGAGAUGGGUAUCUGAACCGGCGCAGGCUAGAGGCAGCGGCGGGAUUCCAGGGGGCCCUGGGGGACUGGGGAGGGGGGUAGGGAGUUGUGCAUCGUCAGUUAGAAACAUUCAGGUUAAGAGAACCAAUGGGAGACAGGAGACGGAAGAUAAAAUACCCGUUUGAAAGGAAGCCUUGAGCAGAGGAGGGCCGCUGGGAAGUUGCCUGCCGGUGGCUGCUGGGGCAUCC
Messenger RNA from Lutra lutra (Eurasian river otter), 1148 nucleotides. RefSeq names its product LBH regulator of WNT signaling pathway (gene LBH). Gene Ontology annotation, cellular component: nucleus. The coding region runs from base 367 to 633 and encodes 88 amino acids. Lineage: Eukaryota; Metazoa; Chordata; Mammalia; Carnivora; Mustelidae. The record is from RefSeq and is a predicted model, not a curated record. The transcript is spliced from 5 exons. Gene Ontology annotation, biological process: positive regulation of DNA-templated transcription.